Messenger RNA from Boeremia exigua, 1739 nucleotides. RefSeq lists its product as uncharacterized. NCBI's taxonomy places the organism in Eukaryota, Fungi, Ascomycota, Dothideomycetes, Pleosporales, Didymellaceae. The transcript is spliced from 4 exons. Bases 138 to 1715 code for a protein of 525 amino acids. The record is from RefSeq and is a predicted model, not a curated record.
GUAACAAUGCCGACCGAGAGGCCUGGUGCCUAGGGCCUAUCGAGAAUCCCAAUCAAUCUGAUGGAAAGCUACGUACGACCUCCGCGGUCAAAAAGACUCGGAACAAGCUCGCAGUUUAUCAACAAGCUGCACGUGAGAUGCAACAGUAUCGCGUAACGAAUGAGAACGAGGAGAAGUGGGUAUCGAUUUUACGUAGGCAUAUCUUUCAAGAUUACCCAAAAAUCGACGGGGAAUCGAAUACUUAUGAGAAAAAACUGAAAGGAUGGGAAAUUCACGCAGACGUCCUCUGGAAUGAAUUUCCUUGCAGAAACUCAGCGAAUUCGAAGCAUAUUCAGAUCACACAGCCGAAACCUGAUGUCACCUACGGGUUCCCUAUCAUCCAGCCCAGUGAUGAUGUGUACCGAACACUGAGUGGCGAUCCCAACGUGGACAGCUUUUCCCUGCCAGUUCUUGGAGAGUUGCGAAGCAGAGCAGACCUACAACUUAUGUCAACACCAACAACAGCUUUGGCCAGAUGGGCCUCAAAUAGAAGCAAAAAUGUACUGCAGGCCAAAGAUCUCAUGUGUUUUCCAUGGGCCAUCGUGGAGAUGAAACGAGGCACUCCGGAGCCACUUGCGAAUAAUCCGCCGAUCAACAAGCGUGAAGCGAGGGACCACGAAAAACGAACGGAGUUCUGCUACUGCCAAGCAGCUAAUGCUUCUGCAGCAGGCCUUAUUCUACGAGAAAGGUUGGCUGAGAAGGCAAAUGCGAUAUCCGGUGCGGAAGCCGCUCAGGUGAUGCUUGCGUUUACUUGCGUGGGAUCCACGGCCAAGCUAUGGAUUACUUAUCGCAAGAAGCUGAGUAGUCACAACGACAACAGCUACGUUUGGCCUGAUAAGAAAGGAUGCAUCAUGAUGCACUGCAUAUGGACUACAUCCUUGGAACUAUCUUGGGGGGUCAUGGCCCUACGUGUGGUUGUGAAGAAUGUCAAAGACUGGGUAUACACCCACAUCGAGCCCAAUAUAGCAAGGUGGAUCGCACAGAUCCGCUCAGCUGGUCUGCAAACGUACUCCCUUACACCAGGUGGAGAUAUCAUCGGUUUCAGAAGGCGAGCCGCCUCCCUAGGGCCGACACAAGAGGACUCUGAUUCAGAGGAGUUGGAAGUCGUCAACUCUAGGAGUCAACAUUGCACCCCGCAAGGCAAAUUGAGGCCCCACUUGCAACACGGUCAGACAGCUCCUGAAUCACUCGAUAGACGUUUGAUCAAAGUCAGGAUCCCACAAAUCAGAUUGAACGGACUGACAAAGAUUGACCACGAGGAUAGUGAUGAUGGCCCGGAGAUAGGGCACAAGAGUGCUCGCCUUAGCGGUGCACGACGAAAGCUAAAGGUCGACUCAAAUGAUCUAUCUGCGUUCAUUUACGACGAGGGCGCGUCCGAAGAUGAUGCCGAUGAAACGUACUCUCCGUCAAAGUCAGAGGAUGAUAGUGGCCAAAGCAACAGUGAAGAGGAGGACAGUGUCGAAUGCGCUAGUGCAGAUGACGGCAACAUCAGCGACGAAGAGGUGAAGGAGCUCUUAGACACCGCUCAUUCGUACCUAUCAUCGGACAGCCAGAGAUACUGCUUUCAGUUACCCGAUAGGUCACAACCUAUUUCGUGGCUGGAAGCAUGCUCUACAUCGAGUGAGCUAGUGGGAACCAAGACUAAGAAAGAUAGGCGUGGAAGUGCGCGAUUCUGAACAGAUUAUGGACGGAGCCUACGA